UAAUUUUGAUCAGCUGAUCUUUUACGUUCGUGAGUUGGAUUUGAUAAAGUCUUUAAGUCCGAGUCUCUGUGGGAGACAGAGAGAGACUGUGUAGUAAGAAACGAACCAUCCGGAGAAUUUGAGUCUGAGGACGAAAGAUGGCAGCCAUGUAUAAUCUUCGGUUCUGGGCAAGUCUAUCUCUGGGUUCUUUGAGUUUUCGCUGGGUGUUGGAGAAAGUUCUACUGUUUCUCUGAGUGGUGGGUAGGUUUGCAUAGAAGGGGCAAAAGGGUGUUAAAAAGUGUCGGUAUUUGAAAGAUUCUGAUGGUCUUUGUUCAGCUGACGAGAAGUGUAAUUUUAAUUCUACCUGGAAGACUUGAUCUUUGCAUGCUUUCACCGAUGUCCGAGAGCCCUAGGAGUGGAGGAAUGGAUCUUCGAUCAGUUUCCUCUUUUGGUGAUUCUUAAGUUUUAAGAUUUUUUUCCCAGAAGCUGUACUUGAACUUAUGGGUUUGUGGUGACUAGUCAUACUUUUAUGCAAGUGGAAUAAAAUAUAUGUGACGAUAUUGAAGAUAUAUUACAUCUGGGGUUAUCAGCAUAAUGGAGAAGAUGUCGUUCCGAAGUAUAGUUCGCGAUGUAAGGGAUGGACUAGGAAGCUUAUCAAGGAGAAGUAUUGAGGUGAGGCUGCCUCGUCAUCCCAGGGGGAAAUCACAUGGCUCAGUCCAUGAGUUGCAUGACCAGCCCCUGGUAGUCCAGAACAGCCGUUGGGCUAGCCUCCCGCCUGAGCUUUUAUUUGAUGUGAUCAAAAGAUUGGAGGCAAGUGAGAGUACUUGGCCUGCCCGGAGGCAUGUUGUUGCAUGUGCUGCUGUCUGCAGAGCCUGGAGGGAAAUGUGCAAAGAAAUUGUCAGAGGUCCUGAAUUAUCUGGGAAAAUUACCUUUCCUAUUUCCCUGAAGCAGCCGGGGCCUCAAGUUGGAAACAUGCAAUGCUUUAUUAAGAGGGACACAUCAAAUUUAACUUACCACCUUUUCCUCUGUCUUAGCCCUGCUCUGCUUGUCGAAAAUGGGAAAUUUCUUCUCUCUGCAAAACGGACCCGGCGAACAACUUGCACAGAAUAUGUGAUUUCCAUGGAUGCAGAUAGCAUUUCAAGAUCAAGCAGCACUUACAUUGGAAAACUGAGGUCAAAUUUCCUGGGCACCAAAUUCAUAAUUUAUGAUACACAGCCUCCCUAUAACAAUGGGCAGUUUUCACCCCCCAGCCGAAGCCGUCGGUUUUACUCGAAAAAGGUUUCUCCAAAGGUCCCCACUGGAACCUAUAACAUUGCUCAAGUCACAUAUGAGCUCAAUGUGCUAGGCACUCGGGGUCCACGCAAGAUGCACUGCACAAUGCACUCAAUCCCCGCCUCAGCUCUUGAACCAGGUGGUACUGUUCCUGGUCAACCUGAGCUCCUCCCUCGCUCCCUUGAAGACUCAUUUCGUAGCAUUUCAUUUGCAAAAUCAAUCGAUACCUCAACUGAGUUUGGCAGCUCCAGGUUCUCAGAUAUUAUUGGAUCCCACAAUGAAGAUGAUGACGGAAAAGUGAGGCCUUUGGUUCUCCGAAACAAGGCUCCAAGAUGGCAUGAACAGUUGCAGUGUUGGUGCCUCAACUUCCGUGGAAGGGUGACUGUUGCCUCUGUCAAGAACUUUCAGCUAAUUGCUGCAACACAGCCAGCUGCUGGUGCACCAACACCAUCACAGCCAGCUGCUGGUGCACCAAUACCAAGGCAGCCAACCCAACCUGAUCAUGACAAGGUAAUUCUGCAGUUUGGUAAAGUCGGCAAGGAUAUUUUUACCAUGGAUUAUCGGUAUCCUCUGUCUGCAUUUCAGGCUUUUGCCAUUUGCUUGAGCAGCUUUGAUACUAAGUUGGCAUGUGAAUAGAAAACAAAUAACAAUGGUGAGGAAUAGAAAAUCUAGAUGGUAAUCUCUUCUUUUGUAGGGUUUUUUUAUAGGAUGGGCUGUUUGUAUGUAAAAUUCAAUGCCCUAUAAAAAAAAGUGCAGAUCGAACAAUAUUGGUUAACACAGGAGGACCUUUUCCUUUUGUUUAUCCUUGUUAGUUAGCUCUGUAUGCUUCCUUUGUCUAUCUUUGGUCGUUAAAACUGAGUUUUAACAUACAGUUAUCUUGGGUUAACGAAACUACAUUCUUCUUUA
Juglans regia (Persian walnut) is the source of this 2157-nucleotide messenger RNA. RefSeq names its product tubby-like F-box protein 8. Gene Ontology annotation, molecular function: protein binding. Bases 574 to 1887 code for a protein of 437 amino acids. The transcript has 6 exons. The record is from RefSeq and is a predicted model, not a curated record. Lineage: Eukaryota; Viridiplantae; Streptophyta; Magnoliopsida; Fagales; Juglandaceae.